GAGGGAGGGGGGCGCUGGGAGAGCGGAGCCUUCCCGGGUUCCCGAUGCCGAGGACAAUGCUGCUGAGGAAGAGGCAAUGGCUGCAGAUGCAGAGCGAGGGGGUGCAUCCGCUCUGGUGCCGGCACGGGCUGUUAUGUCAGAGCAUCUAAACCAGAGAGUUUCGCAUCCGGCGCUCGGCGCGACCCCCGAGCCAAAGCAAGGACCCGAGCCGGACACUCCUUCUGCAGUGAUCACCAUGCCUCGAGCAAAGAUCUCGGCUCGUCCCGCUGGAAAUUGCUCUUUCAUAUGUGUUGGUGUCCCAAUUAAUGGAUUCUGACAUGGAUUAUGAAAGGCCAAACGUAGAAACUAUCAAAUGCGUCGUGGUUGGGGACAACGCAGUGGGCAAGACCAGGCUCAUCUGUGCCCGGGCUUGCAAUGCCACUCUAACUCAGUACCAGCUUCUAGCCACCCAUGUGCCCACGGUCUGGGCCAUUGACCAGUAUCGCGUUUGCCAGGAGGUAUUAGAACGCUCCCGAGAUGUGGUAGAUGAUGUGAGCGUAUCCUUGCGACUUUGGGACACAUUUGGAGACCAUCACAAGGACCGGCGCUUCGCUUAUGGAAGAUCUGAUGUUGUAGUGUUGUGCUUCUCCAUUGCUAACCCCAACUCCCUGCACCAUGUGAAGACCAUGUGGUACCCCGAGAUCAAACACUUCUGCCCCCGAGCACCUGUCAUCCUCGUGGGCUGUCAGCUGGACCUUCGCUAUGCUGACCUGGAAGCAGUCAAUCGAGCUAGGCGACCAUUAGCCAGACCAAUCAAGCCCAAUGAAAUUCUCCCCCCGGAGAAGGGCCGAGAGGUGGCCAAAGAGCUGGGGAUCCCCUAUUAUGAGACCAGUGUGGUAGCCCAGUUUGGCAUCAAGGAUGUCUUCGAUAAUGCCAUACGAGCCGCCCUCAUCUCCCGCCGACACCUCCAGUUCUGGAAAUCCCAUCUACGGAACGUCCAGAGGCCAUUGCUCCAGGCCCCAUUUUUGCCCCCCAAGCCACCCCCACCCAUCAUCGUUGUUCCCGACCCUCCUUCCAACAACGAAGAGCGCCCUGCCCACUUGCUGGAGGACCCGUUGUGUGCAGAUGUCAUCUUGGUGCUGCAAGAGAGGAUCAAAAUCUACGCGCACAAGAUCUACCUCUCCACCUCCUCCUCCAAGUUCUACGACUUGUUCUUAAUGGACUUGAGUGAGGAGGACCAGCAGGGCAUCAUGGGAAGUGGCAUCAGGGGUGGUGUGGCCGAGCGAACGCUCCAUCAGGAAGAAAGGCAUCACGGGCGAGAAUUCCUCCUGAGAGCUGCCAGUUUUGAUAUCUGCGAGAGUGCAGAGGAAGCUGGCUCUGGCCAGCAACAACCGUGCCUUAGAGCCUCCACCAGCGAUGGGAUAUUACGGGGCAAGAACUAUGGGGAAUGUGGGUUAAAGCAGGGGAGGAUUCUCUCCUCUUGGAGCCGUGCCUUUGUCAGCAUCCAGGAAGAGAUGGCAGAUGACCCCAUGACGUACAAGCCCCGGCCGAUGGUGGUGGUGAAGAUGGACCCUUCCAUCCAGUUGGGGCCCUUCAGGGCUGUGCUCAAGUAUCUGUACACGGGGGAGCUGGAUGAGAAUGAACGGGACCUCAUGCAUAUCGCCCACAUCGCAGAGCUGCUGGAAGUCUUUGACCUCAGGAUGAUGGUGGCCAACAUUCUAAACAACGAGGCGUUCAUGAACCAGGAGAUCACCAAAGCCUUCCAUGUCAGGAGAACCAACCGUGUCAAGGAGUGCCUGGCUAAAGGGACUUUUUCUGAUGUCACCUUUAUCCUGGACGAUGGUGCUAUCAGUGCCCACAAGCCCUUGCUAAUUUCCAGCUGUGACUGGAUGGCUGCUAUGUUCGGGGGUCCAUUUGUGGAGAGCUCAACGCGAGAGGUGGUGUUACCUUACACCAGCAAGAGUUGCAUGCGGGCGGUGCUGGAGUACCUGUACACCGGCCAGUUCUGUUCCACAUCCGACCUGGAUUACAUGAAGCUCAUCAUUCUGGCCAACCGCUUGUGUCUGCCACACUUGGUUGCGCUCACAGAGCAAUUCACAGUGUCUGGUCUGAUGGAGGCAACUCAGAUGUUAGUGGAUAUUGAUGGUGAUGUCCUUGUAUUCCUGGAGCUGGCUCAGUUCCACGGUGCCUACCAGCUUGCCGAUUGGUGCCUGCAUCACAUCUGCACCAACUACAACAACAUCUGUCGCAAGUUCCCUCGGGAGAUGAAGGCAAUGUCAGCAGAGAACCAAGACUACUUCGAGAAGCAUCGGUGGCCCCCUGUGUGGUACCUGAAGGAGGAGGACCACUAUCAGAGAGCUCGGAAAGAACGUGAGAAGGAAGAUUACCUCCAUCAGAAACGGCAACCCAAGAGAAGGUGGCUCUUCUGGAACGCCUCCUCCCCUGCCCAUUCGCCUUCCUCGUCAGCAGCCACAGCUUCAUCUUCAUCCUCCUCCUCUUCAUCAGCUGUGGUCUGAGAGGUGCCCUGCCCAUGCUACCGUUAUCUCUGAUGAGGAGGCCGACUGCCCUGAGCCAGUAGCUGGUUCGACAGGCUUGGAGAAGAUGGUCCCCCCUCCCCAGCUACAACCCUCAGCGGAGAAAGUGCGCAUGAAUCAUGUCCCUGAGGGGUUGCAAGAAACCUGCACAGGUGGUGCUCAGGAGCCAGAGCAUCACAGGUCCUGAUCCCUGCCUCCACUGGUGUUGCGCUCAGCAGCCAGAGGCUGCUCAUACGGAAUGGCAGGCAUGCCGGUUUCUUUACAAGGGGCUUGUUCAACUAGCAGAACAAACCUCACGUUUACAGGAAUGCCAGAGGGUUUAUUUUUUAAAAUGUACUAGAAGGAAAAUGCAGCACUUCUACAUUUUUUUUUAACUGAAGUGAUUUGUUAUUUCUUUUUCCUUGGCAAAAAGAAAAAAAGUUUAAAAAAAAGUGGGUGCUUCCCAUUGUCUGUUUUGUGCGCCGUGACAUUUCAGGCUGCUGUAAAUGCUAGAGCCCAGGGUUUCUUCUGGGCUCUUUUUGAUGGCAGGCAGCCAUUUUCUGUUGCACUUAUCACCUCUGCUCUUGUUUCUGGGAUGUUUACUUAAAGAAAGGCACGCAUAUCCUUGGAGCAGCAGGUGGCUGUAGACCCUCCUCGUGAAAGGCAGGCCCCGACGGAGGAGGCACAGAAACUCUGGUACAGCACUGGGACUAAACAGCAAGUGGGUUCUAAACCAGAAAGGCCACACUUGCUGCUGCCUGAGAAACCAGCUCACAGAUGCUGGUUUUUCUUUUCUUUUUUGCCAGUGGCCUGCAACACAAAGCUAUCAGAUUAACCAGUCUGGGGCCAAGUUAAGAUGGUAGGAAAGAGUCUGUUCCACCCCCAACCUGCUCCGUUUGGAUGUUUGGGAAGAUGCUGCUUCUGAAAGCAUAGGAAUCCCAAGCUGUUGACUCUUCUGUUUUGUUUUUUUAAAUAAAAGAAACCAAUACACAAGAAUUUGGAUUUUAGAGUGGAAGGUUCAAGUUGUAAUAAAUGGUAUUUUAAAAAGA
Eublepharis macularius is the source of this 3541-nucleotide messenger RNA. RefSeq names its product Rho related BTB domain containing 2 (gene RHOBTB2). The transcript is spliced from 10 exons. The record is from RefSeq and is a predicted model, not a curated record. Gene Ontology annotation, molecular function: GTP binding; protein binding; GTPase activity. Gene Ontology annotation, biological process: small GTPase-mediated signal transduction. Bases 306 to 2495 code for a protein of 729 amino acids. NCBI's taxonomy places the organism in Eukaryota, Metazoa, Chordata, Lepidosauria, Squamata, Eublepharidae.